This is a messenger RNA of Opisthorchis viverrini, 687 nucleotides long. RefSeq lists its product as hypothetical. The transcript has a single exon. Lineage: Eukaryota; Metazoa; Platyhelminthes; Trematoda; Opisthorchiida; Opisthorchiidae. The record is from RefSeq and is a predicted model, not a curated record. Bases 1 to 357 code for a protein of 118 amino acids.
AUGUUUCAUGUAUUUUUCGGUAACCACUUUCAUAAGCUAUUUACCUUUUUUCCACAAAAUUAUGCUGAUUUUUUAAUUGAUGUUUCCAAGGUUACUGUGUCAAAAUUUGCUGCUAUUUUUGGUCCCAGCCAUUUAGUGUACAACAUAUACGUCUUCUCCCAUUUAUUCGAUUUCGUCAACCUUUAUGGUUGCUUGGAUCGUUUUUCCUGUUUUCCCUAUGAAUCGGAGCUGGGGCAUUUGAAGCACUACACAUAUGGGCCAAAACCACCGGCUGUUCAGCUUUACCGCCGACUGGCCGAGCGCGUGGGAUUGGAUGCUGUCGAAGGGAAGAUAUUUUUGUAUGAUGUUGGUUUUUGACUGAGGCCAUCAGCCACUGCCGGAUGUCACAGGUUUAUUCAUAGGGAUGUCGUCUUUUCGAAAAACUUUCCCGACAACUGCAUUUUGCCUGAUGGUCAACCAGCUGUCAUUGUAGAUUUUUCUGGAGAUACUAUUGAGUACCAGAAAUUCAAAACUGUUCUCCCGUUUUACACUCACGUAUUGAUAUCGACAGACGUUUUAGUUUUUCAAUGCUCCGACUUGCAACACACUCGGCUGUUUGCAUCAGUCGACCAAAUGUCUUGCAAAUGCUCUAGUUUUUCCUGCGGAGACACUCGUAUAUACUUCCCCAUUUUGCAUACCCUUAUCGAU